ACGGUUACCGUCUCUGCUCCGGAUUUGCCGUGACGCGCCGCGGAUGUUUGUGUGCUCUCCGAGCUGCCCGCACACACACACACACACACUAAAAUAAAAAAGAAAGAAAGAAAAGGAAUACCUACAACUGAAGCCCGAAGACCACUCUUUAACAUAAAGAAGCAACAUGGAUGAAGAGGAGCAGUUUGUUAACAUCGAUCUGAACGACGACAAUAUCUGCAGCGUGUGCAAGCUCGAGACGGAAACAGGGACCUUAUCUUUCUGCCACGUGUGCUUUGAACUCAGCAUCGAAGGUGUCUCCGCUGCUACCUUGUUGCACUCAAAGUCCCUGCGCGGCCACAGAGACUGCUUUGAGAAAUGCCACCUCAUCGCCAACCAGAAGCUGUCGCGCUCCAAGAGCUCCCGAAGUGCCUACGAGGGCAUGAAGCUGGCCCUCAGCCAGAAGCUGAACCGCAUCAUCCAGUACGCCCAGAACAAAGACAAUGUCUCCUCCAACGGCCCCGGCAGACGGGGGACCAGACUUCAUUGUUACAGCCAGCAGAGCGACUGCAAGCUGCUUCCCCAGUCUGACGCCCAGGUGCCUCGGUACGCGCCCUGCUGGGACACGGGCAAAGCGACACGGCUGCCCGAUUACACCAUGGGGAUGUUGGAGUGCCACACAGCGGAGGAGCUGGGGCUUUUGCAGGAGUCACAGUCUGAAGUUUGGUCGAGUGACGGCAGGAAAGGUCUACACAGCCGGAGCCAGUCGUCAGGAGGACAGCCUCAGCGCAGACACCAGGGACACAGCAGAGAUGAAUUGACUAAAAUGAGUGUGGACGAACUCCAUCAGCUGAACGGCCAGCUGCUGAUGCAGAUUCAAAAGGUCUUCGAGGAGCUUACCGUGGCCGUGCAGGAAAAAGACUCGCUGGCGUCGGAGCUGCACGUGCGUCACAUCGCCAUCGAGCAGCUCUUUAAAAACUGUGCCAAGCUUCCAUGGCUGCACAUUAGCAGGGCCGGUGUCAAGGCCAGCAGCAGCAGCGGUCCUGUGGAGUGAGGAGGUCCACGCUGAGAAAGAACACUGAAGAAAAACAAAAAGCCUUCAUGUAAACUGAGUGACUUUUUUACGACGCGAUGGCGACAUCGAGGUUAGAUCUGCGUUAGAGCAACAUUCAGGGCUGAGUUGACAUGGCUUCCGUUCUCGUGGUUGCAGUGAUGAUGCAAGGAUUAAUGGUGGUUUGCCGUUUUUUAAACAAAUUGCUGGUCUGGCAUGCGACCUGACUUCCACCAGACUCAUGUACCCAGGACGCAUGUUAAUAACCGGCGGGAACGGGGCUCAAAGUUUCCCGGGCCUGACGCACAAUGAGGACAGAGAAUAUCUUUUAAAGAUUUUAAAGACUGAGAAACAGCGUGUCUGGAUUAUUUUACAUAAAUGGUUGCUGUUGGUUUUAUUUCUUUUCAUUUUAGUUUGCUGUCAAACAUUUUUCAUUGUUUUUUUUAUUUUCUGUAGAUACAUUUUCUACCUUUUUUCUGCACUGCGUAACACUUGUUGUCUUAUGAUUGUCUGCAGACAGGUGUGAUGGGUGAUGCAGACGAGCAGCAGUGUUCGAUUGCUGUCCUAAUGUUAAAGCGUUGACAAGGUUCAAGUGUGUUCCUGCAGCUGCAACAAGAGUUUAGAGUUCUGAAAAAUGUGGUGCACUGAGAUAUUUCCCAUUUUCUAGAUGGAGAUGGAUUCAGCCUGCUGGGAAAAUUACACAUAAUACGCACACAAAAGCUUUAAUAGAGGUCUAAUAAAUGACAAAUAAUAUGGAAUUUAAAGAGGUAAUGUAUGCAAAUCAAGGCUAAUCUGGAAAAGGGCAAGUGUAAGACAACACCCAGAAGUCCCCUCAAGCAUCACUGCAGCAAAGACAAAUGAAGAGCGUGAAGUUUAAUAAGGCUCUACAAGCUGUGCCGGUUUUUUGUCCGGAGGAGGGGUGAUUACUAUUUUGGGAGUGUCUACUCUGCAACAGCUGGUUGGCAAACAGCAACGGGAAAUAUCAGUUAAUAAAUAUCAGUUAAGACACCCACUUAAAGUGAUGUAUAUUUAGUUUUAAAGGUUAACGUUUGGGUUUAUUGUAACGAUUACUGCUGGUGAGUGAUGAGUUACUUGAUAUUUACGACGGCGCCGUUCGCCGUCUGUCGUAUAGCUGUCAAGCACAAGUCGUAUGUAUGGCUACGCACUGAGCAGGAGAGGAGAGAAAGAAAAUAUUGAAAAAAGAAUAAUCCAGCUGCCAAACCAAAGUCUGUAUUUGUUCUGUUUUACAUUUGAACUACAAGCAUUUGACUUAGAUACCGAUAAACGGAGGAAAGAUGCAAUACUGAAGUGUAUGUUGCUUAGAGAUUUCAUCUGUUUGGUUCAGUGGGUGUUAUAAUGAACCAGAUGUUUUUACUCUAAACGUGCUGAUGUGGAAAUGAUUGAAUACACAUGCCGUAUGUUUUCUGUUUUCUUCUUCCUUCACAUGCAGUGUUAACUUUUGUUGCCCUCUCUCUAUCUCUGUACUGACGUGUGAGAGCUGCGUUGAUGUCACAGCAAUACAAACAGGAUAGUUUAGUCUACUGUGCCUCUGGAGGUCCCUGAUUUUUGAACAAAAGGAGACAAAGACGGAUGUAGGAGACGGUAUCAACAGUCAGUGUUUGGGAGCCUGUAGUUUUUGCUGUUUGUUUAUUAUUCAGGAACCCUAUGCAAGAAAGAGAGAAAUAAAUCAGAAGCCUUAUAAAGUA
Larimichthys crocea (large yellow croaker) is the source of this 2736-nucleotide messenger RNA. It is a transcript of the gene cxxiih21orf91, whose product is annotated as chromosome XXII C21orf91 homolog. The record is from RefSeq and is a predicted model, not a curated record. Bases 167 to 1033 code for a protein of 288 amino acids. The transcript is spliced from 5 exons. Lineage: Eukaryota; Metazoa; Chordata; Actinopteri; Sciaenidae.